UUGCGUUCACUACCAGGGAACACAACCUGCAUUGAUUGCGGCGCGCCGAAUCCGGACUGGGCUAGUCUAUCCUACGGAUCUCUGAUUUGCUUAAUUUGCAGUGGACGACACCGCUCCUAUGGCGUACAAACGUCCUUCGUCCGUUCGGUAGAUAUGGAC
Molecule: messenger RNA, 159 nt
Organism: Phaeodactylum tricornutum CCAP 1055/1
Lineage: Eukaryota; Bacillariophyta; Bacillariophyceae; Surirellales; Neidiaceae
Exons: 1
Biological process (GO): COPI coating of Golgi vesicle
Molecular function (GO): GTPase activator activity
Source: RefSeq, a predicted model, not a curated record